Hemisphaericaspora subhashii is the source of this 546-nucleotide messenger RNA. RefSeq lists its product as uncharacterized. NCBI's taxonomy places the organism in Eukaryota, Fungi, Ascomycota, Pichiomycetes, Serinales, Debaryomycetaceae. The coding region runs from base 1 to 546 and encodes 181 amino acids. The record is from RefSeq and is a predicted model, not a curated record. The transcript has a single exon.
AUGUCGGAUUGGUUGGAAACAGCAACAGGAAACCGAAUCUCUCGAGCUGCAAGACUAUUAGGUACCGAUAAGAUCUCAAUCGGAGGUAAUUGUUCUAUAAAUGAAAACGUUCUAAUUUCCGGUGAUGUCACCUUAAACGAACCAAAACAGCAAUAUGCUAUUCAAUUUGGAAAAUACUGUUAUCUUGGUAGUAAUUGCCAAAUAAUACCACCGAUAUUAAAAAAGGCUGCUGACAGUGAUAGCGAAACUUUACAUGGACCACAACUGAUAGGUGCGUAUGUUAUAAUAGGACAAAACUCAAUUAUCAAACUGUCAAAUAUUGGUAAUCGAGUUUUGAUCGAAGAAAAUUCCAUUCUUGAAGAUUUGUCUAUUGUUUACGAAUGUUGCGUAAUACGAGAAGGUACGAUUAUCCCUCCAAAGAUGGUUAUACCUCCAUAUAGUGAAGUAAGUGGGAUACCAGGAAAGGACUUUCAAAUCCGAUCUCUACAUAAUAGUUAUAAAAAAUCAAUCGAAAUUGAAGCAAAACAAUUGCAAAUAUUAGGAUAG